AUGGGCGAACCUGCCUCUACCGUCGCGAGCCCACAGCGCAAUGUCGGGUCUACUAUCAAGGAGCGGAAGAACCCAGCUUCAAUACGCUAUCCCUUCUGGUUUGGAGGCAGUGCAGCCUCCAUGGCCGCGGUAGUAACUCAUCCUCUGGACUUGGUCAAAGUCCGCCUCCAGACUCGCCCUCCCGAUGCCCCAAAGACGACCUUGACCACGUUCACAUAUAUUUUCCGUGCCCAAGGCGUCACCGGCCUGUACGCAGGUCUCUCGGCCGCCCUCCUCCGCCAAAUGACCUACUCGACCGUGCGCUUUGGCGUCUAUGAAGAUCUCAAGUCCCGCUUCGCCUUGCAGCCCACGCCCUCGAACCCCAAACCCAAACAAUCCAUGACCACGCUGAUAGCCACGUCCUCCUUUGCCGGCCUGCUGGGCGGAAUCGCAGGAAACCCUGGCGACGUGCUGAAUGUGCGCAUGCAGUCCGACGCCUCCAAAGCCAUCGAACACCAGAAAAACUACAGACACGCGCUAGACGGCCUCGUGCGCAUGAUCCGCGAAGAAGGCGUGUUGUCGCUGUUCCGCGGCGUGGGCGCAAACUCCUCGCGCGCGCUCCUGAUGAACGCCUCGCAACUGGCCUCGUACGAUAUCUUCAAGUCGUUCUGCCUCUCCUCGCUCCACAUGUCAGAUACGUUGACCACGCACUUCUCCGCUUCAUUGGCGGCAGGUUUCGUGGCCACCACCAUUUGUUCUCCUGUCGACGUGGUCAAGUCGAGGAUCAUGAGCCACGCAAGCAGUAAGCUGUCCAUCCUAGGGAUCGUGCGGGAAGCGGGCAGGAACGAAGGCUGGCUCUGGAUGUUCCGCGGCUGGGUCCCCAGUUUCAUUCGAUUGGGCCCGCAGACGAUCUUCACCAUGGUGUUCUUUGAGCAGCACAAGAAGUGGUACCGUCAUUUGAUGGGACUGCCGGAAUGA
Messenger RNA from Cladophialophora carrionii CBS 160.54, 957 nucleotides. RefSeq lists its product as uncharacterized. Gene Ontology annotation, molecular function: oxaloacetate transmembrane transporter activity; succinate transmembrane transporter activity; antiporter activity. The record is from RefSeq and is a predicted model, not a curated record. The transcript has 2 exons. Lineage: Eukaryota; Fungi; Ascomycota; Eurotiomycetes; Chaetothyriales; Herpotrichiellaceae. Gene Ontology annotation, biological process: malate transmembrane transport; phosphate ion transmembrane transport; thiosulfate transport. The coding region runs from base 1 to 957 and encodes 318 amino acids.